AUGACGGUACCGUUUGUUGAGGUGUCGCAUCUGGCAUCGUCCUCAUCUUUCUACUCAGCCAUUCUUCAGAUAGUUGGCUUGCGAUUCUUGAACGAAUCUCGGGACCCAAGUUCAUCCGUCGGAACUGUUACUUACGGACUUACAGCUGGCGUUACCAAGACUGGAGGCAAGCAUCGCCAAGCCCUGACCGACGGACGUGGAGAGGAAAUAAAAGGACCCCAGCCAGUGCUUCAAAUCCGUGAGGUGUCUCGCCCGUUUGAUCCCGUUAGGAAUUCCACGGUUGUUAUUGCGGUACCAUCCCCUGGACAAGUCGUCGACUUUCACGAGACCGCUCUUACCGCAAAUCCGUGGCUGGCUGUCCAGACUGAUGGUGACCCAAUCUAUUCCGGCGGUCCCAGCCCCAAGCCUCGCCUAGGUAUUGAUGGCGGUGAAACUCCAAGGCGAGCAACAGUCCGUGACCUUGACGGCAACACUAUCCAGGUCGUCUACCGCCAACCUACCUGUCCUCGGGAUUACUAUGGUCGAGUAGUUGAAUGGACUUACGACGGUGCCACUCAUUCGACUUAUAAAACUACAACUACCAUAACUCGUAAGACUCAUACCAGGAAUCGCUCCUUGUCACAGCCACAGCUUCAACCUGUCGCUUCCGCUCGUUCGUCCUCCUCUUCUAUUGAUGGGCUUCCACCCUUCCAGCCCCGUCAAUCACCCGCCAAACACGGUCCUAACACCGUCACAGCUGCCGAGAUGGCUCAACGUGCCGCCGCUCAACCCGAGAAAGAAGACGAACCGGUAUCUGUCUCCCCCCGCCAGAGCUCCAACAACAACGGUCUCAGUACCACUACGGUCGUGGGCGCCAUUCUUGGAGUUGCCGCUGCUGGUGCAGCUCUCACAUACGGUUUCGCAAGUCAUGCGGCCAAGGAACGGGAACGAAAACCUAGACAGGAAUACGAUGCCCAGGCUCCCCAGCUCCCGCGACGUUCGACCUUUCCCGAGAAAGCCCCAACGCACAAACUGCACACUGACGACCGCCGACCCGUAUACGGCGAUUACGGCGAUUACGGCGAUUACCCUCCCAAUGCUUCGCACUACCCUCCACACCCUUCGCAGUUCCCUCCUAAUGCCUCACAAUAUCCCCCCAAUCCUUCACAGUUUCCUCCCAAUGCUUCGCAAUAUCCUCCCAAGGCAUUGCCCUAUCGAGGUCAUGGUGGCUUCCCACUCCCAGAUGUGUACCCAGAAGGCUAUCCGUUCCAACAGAAUAUGCAAAAUGACUAUGCGCCUCGCAAGAUGUCUCAUCACAACUCAUACCCACCUCGUAAUCUAGGGUAUACCGAGGAAGACAGCAGUGAAGACUCUCCGGACGAGCCACCGCCCCGCAAAAUACAGUAUCUUACUCAGGAGCCCUACAACGAAGAGAAUCCGUGGGCCUCUGACCCUCGAGCCAGGAGCAGGAGCAGGAGCAGAACCCGCAGUGUAGCCAAGAGCACGGCUAGAAGCGUUGCUGCAAAGAGCGCUGCUCCCAGCACGAGGACUGUUACAAAGAGUACUGCAAGGAGCAUUGCUGCUUCUCGAGCUCGAUCGCCGAGUGAGGCCCCUGAUGAAGGGUAUGAGACGACCCGAAGUCGACGUCCCUCAAGGCAACCCGAAGACGCUUAUGACUAUGUGGAAACACGCAGUCGUCAUACUUCAAGACCUCGCGAUGACGACUUCGAGCCACGGAGCCGUCGUACGUCAAGACCUCCGCCUAGCGAUGUUUACGAUAGGCGCAGUCGCAGGUCGUCACGACCACCUCAGGAAGAAGGGUUUGAAAGAAGCCGUCGCUCGUCAAGGCCCCCUGUGACUGAGAAGCCUCGAAGUAUGCGGGCACGUAGCGAGGCAGGCGUCAGUCGUAGCAAGUCUGUCGUGCUGGCCGAUGAUCUUCAAAGCGAGGCGCCUUUCAGUCGGAAGUACGACGAUCGCGACCGCCAGAGUCACGCAGGUUCCCGGCCACCUAAGUCAUCACGAUCAGUUGUUCGUGGUCAUCGACCCACGUAUGAUGAUGAGCGAACAUAUGUUUCCACCCGAUCACGCCCGUCCUCGCGAGCUCCUCGUCGAUCGUCGCGUGCGGAGAUGGAGGAUGAUAUCAUAGAAGCCCCAGAGGUACCCGAGGUGCCUGACGCCCCCGAAAUCCCUCUGGACCCCAAUAUCUACGAUGGACCUGAUGAUAUGAUGCCAAGGAGUCAAGCUCGAAGCCGGUACGACACUCGAAGGGCCAGUGGACCCGAAUACCAACACAUGGGCUUCCCAGGCAAGCCUCCUCAAAGCUACAUAUCUGCUCGGGAUGUCAAUCUGCCAAUGAGUGGCGUUGGGAGUAGUCACGCUGAUUGGGACGACGACAUGGUCAGUGUUGCUCCCAGCGACAGUAUCAGCUGUGUCGGGAUGAAACCAAGCAGACGGAGCCGCAAGAUACGAUAA
Fusarium coffeatum is the source of this 2451-nucleotide messenger RNA. RefSeq lists its product as uncharacterized. The transcript has a single exon. NCBI's taxonomy places the organism in Eukaryota, Fungi, Ascomycota, Sordariomycetes, Hypocreales, Nectriaceae. The record is from RefSeq and is a predicted model, not a curated record. The coding region runs from base 1 to 2451 and encodes 816 amino acids.